Xiphophorus hellerii (green swordtail) is the source of this 5695-nucleotide messenger RNA. Its product is annotated as vang-like protein 2. Lineage: Eukaryota; Metazoa; Chordata; Actinopteri; Cyprinodontiformes; Poeciliidae. Bases 555 to 2132 code for a protein of 525 amino acids. The transcript is spliced from 8 exons. The record is from RefSeq and is a predicted model, not a curated record. Gene Ontology annotation, cellular component: membrane. Gene Ontology annotation, biological process: multicellular organism development.
UUUUGCCUGGACGCCUCUCAUCCCGGCGUUGUGUCGUCCACCCAUCCCAACUCAGCGGGACUCCGGGACACAACAGAUGCGCGAAGCCCCGCGAUGAGGUGCUGGUAGCAGCCUGUUGAGGCGACGUUUUUGUGGGAGGGAAAACGUCCCACAAAAGAUUUCCCUUGGAAAAAAAAAAUAAAAAAACAACCGGCUGUUGCACUGUGAGCUUUGUGGUCGAUUUGUAAUUUUCACCUUAAUGGUCGUUGGAAACUGCGCGGACUGAUGAGAAAGGACGUAAAGUGAAAGAGAAAAGGUUUUUUCUGGUGAGGGACGCCGCUGCUAACUAGCUCUUUGUGUCGGAGGCGUCUUUCUUCUUCUUUUUUUCCCUUUUGAGCAAUAAGGCCUCCAAGAUAGAUUCCCUCAGGAGUAAAGUGGACUUGUUGCGUCUUCCGUUGGUCCUUUCCACAAAGUCCAUCAGCAACCGCAAGAGCCAAUUGGGCGUGGUGUGGGAGAAGGGCGGCGGCUCGGGGACGGGAGUGGCACGGAAACUCCGCCCACCGCCGGCCUCCGACAUGGACAACGAGUCAACGUAUUCGGGCUAUUCCUACAAGUCGUCCCACUCGCGUACCUCCCGCAAAAACAGGGAGAGAAGGGACAGGCAUCGCUUGAAGAAUCGGGAUGGCUCAAUCCGUGGAGAUAAGUCUGUGAUGAUCCAGGCUCCGGGGGAGCCGCUACUGGAUCCUGAGUCCACCAUACCAGACGACCGGGACGACAACUGGGGUGAGACCACCACCGUGGUCACUGGGACUUCUGUGGACAGUAUCUCCAAUGAGGAUCUGACUCGAAUCUCUAAGGACUUGGAGGACACUUUGCCUCCUGACUGUCGCCGUUACAUCAGCCCCGUUCUAGGAGCCAUUCUGGGGCUCAUCUCUGUAAUCACUCCCUUGGCUUUCCUUGCCCUUCCACAGCUCCUUUGGCGGGACACAUUGGACACUUGUGGAACGCCAUGUGAGGGCCUUUACAUCUCUCUGGCUUUCAAACUCCUGAUCCUCCUCAUGUCCACGUGGGCGUUGUUCCUCCGGCCGUCCAGGGCCACUCUGCCACGCUUCUUCGUCUUCCGCUGUCUGCUCCUGGCGCUGGUCUUUCUCUUCGUUGCGUCUUAUUGGCUCUUCUACGGCGUCCGGGUCCUGGAGCCCCGCGAGACGGACUACAGGGGUAUCGUGGGAUAUGCCGCAUCUCUGGUGGACGCACUGCUGUUCAUUCAGUAUCUGGCUCUAGUUCUGCUGGAGGUCCGACACCUGCGGCCCGCUUUCUGUCUGAAGGUCGUCAGGACCGCUGACGGAGUCAGUAGGUUCUACAACGUGGGGCAUCUUAGCAUCCAGAGGGCAGGAGUGUGGGUUCUGGACCAGUACUAUAGUGACUUCCCAGUCUAUAACCCGGCGUUGCUUAACCUCCCCAAGUCCAUCCUUACCAAGAAGAUGUCCUCCUUCAAAGUCUACAACCUGGAAGAAGAGAACACCAACAACUCCACAGGCCAGUCCAGAGCCAUGAUAGCAGCCGCCGCUCGGAGAAGAGACAACUCCCAUAACGAGUACUACUACGAGGAGGCAGAGGUGGAGAGGAGGCUCCGCAAACGCAGGGCCAGACUGGUAGUGGCAGUAGAAGAAGCUUUCACCCACAUCAAGCGUCACCAGGAUGACGACACGCCCACAUCGUCUCCCAAACACCCACGGGAGGUGAUGGACCCCAGGGAGGCCGCCCAGGCUAUCUUCGCCCCCAUGGCCCGGGCCAUGCAGAAGUACCUUCGGGCCACCAGGCAGCAGUCCUAUCACACCAUGGAGAGCAUCAUCAACCAUCUGCAGUUCUGCAUCACGCACAACAUGACACCUAAGGCCUUCUUAGAGCGCUACCUCAGUCCUGGUCCCACCCUCCAGUAUCUGGACAACAACAGGGGGCGCCAGUGGACACUAGUGAGCGAGGAGCCGGUGACGGCCUCCUUGCGCCAAGGCCAGGUCUUCUGCCUGAAGCGCCUCGACUUCGCCCUGGUCGUGAAGGUGAUGCCCCUCCCUUUCCUGCGCCUGGCCGAGGAGUUCAUCGACCCAAAAAGUCACAAGUUUGUCAUGAAGCUCCAGUCAGAGACGUCUGUGUAGCAGAACGGAUUCAGCUGGACAGAAGGAAAGGGGAAGUUGAAAGAUGCUUCUUAUCGAGGGCAUGUUUUUUUUGUUUUAUAUACCUUGUAGUAUUACAGUGUUAUUAUACAUGUUUUUUUUAAUUAUUAUUAUUUGUCCAAAUACAAAGCCAUAAAAUAUAUGGCCAAGAUAAAGAAAGAUGAAGUCAUAGUCACAUAUUAGUUAAAGAAAGUAAGAUAAAGAACUUCCCUGUCCGACUGCUGCUGGGGAAGUAUCAGUCUAACACUUUGUUCUUCUCUAAACAAAUGUCAUACACAACAAAAGGUGAUCUUUAGACUUUGCUCCAGAUCCAGAUGUGCUUUUUGCUUCUCUCAUGUUUUUUUAUUUUUUUAUGUUACUAUUUAACAUGACCCUUCAUACCACCACAGCACUCUGCUAAAAAAUAUUUUAUUUUAUCCCAGGCUUUUAGAUAAGAGUAUUUUCUGAACAAAUCUUGGUUUAUAUUUCUUCAGUAGUUUGUUUUUUAUUUUGGUACAACUCAAAUUGUAACCUUACAAAGCAGAAUCAAACAUCACAAAACCCAACUGUAUGCCUGCUAUUUUGAACAUCAUUUUAAAGACGCAGCUCGAACAAAAAUGUCUCAUUUUGCCUUACAGCAAAAUGAUACAAUCCGAAACAAGACAGCCGAUUUUUUUUUUUUUUUAUAUCACAUUUGCAGUUCUGCUUUCUUUAAAUGGCAGACGAAGACAGAAAUACUUAACUUCUACAGGAAGUGUGUCAACUUUCUUUCAUGUGACAGACAAGAGGAACAAUUUUGAUCGUUGUGAAAAAUGUUUUAAUUGCUUUGCUUGGAACGCGGUGUUUUCGCGGUGUCAUUUUUUUCCUCCCGCAUUGUAUGCAGUGUGUACCCCUGUUGCAUCUACAAGCUCCCAUGUGAAACUUUUCUUUUUGAAGGAAUGUUGCAGCUUUGCUUGUAUAUGAGGGUACAAAAAUUCUGGUCUCCAUCUUUUAAAGGGCUUUGGGUUAAUGGUACAGAUUUGUUUUGGGGUUUUUUUUGUUUUUUGUGGAGCAUGCUGUAUCAGACAGCUUCCGUUACCGUGUAUGGAAAUCAGCUGACGGAACUUCACCUGACAGUGAAGCUAAACACAUGGCGUCUCUGUUUGGAAAUGUGGUUAUAGGGUUCACGGUACGCUGAGCAGUUUGUUUAUUUACUGGCACGUAGGAACUUUUCUCAGAUUUUCUACACUGACUGUUGUUAACUGAAGGUAAUACUUGCAAGUAUUACCUUCAGUUAAGGUAAUACUUAACUGGUAAUACAAGUAAAAAAGUACUAAAAUGUACUUUUUGAAAAAGUACAUUUUAGUGAUAAGCCGAGUCGCUCUGGAGAGCGUGUCGUGUCAGUGGAAAGUCCUUUCAAAGACGCAAGGUUAUGUGUAUCUGCCUGGUUGACCGUAGCUGCCAACCACAAAUCUUUGUUGGGUUAGCUUGAUCAUGUCGUGAUUUGAUGUCUUUUUGUUUUCUGGAACACAAGUCUUUGAGAGCUAAACCUCUGAAGAGCUGAGAAAUUCCCAAAAUGUACUUCGAAGUUGCCCUUUUGACGCAUUUUGCUAAAUGUAUGCUAAACAGAGGCACCGUGGCAUCCACGCGUUGUGAGCUCACUAACUGCGUUCACUACAUUGUUAUACCGUACACUUUGUUACGCUUUGUUUGAUUUUUCUUUCUGAAGUUAACACGUAGACCUGUGGAUCUCUGAAAGGUCAGGGAUUGACUAAUCGCGCUGCUAGUUGCAGUACAAGACAGUAGUGUAUUUCUCUCUGUUUUGUGCGUUCAAACACUAAAAGCCUUGACAAACACUUUGGCGUACGUUAAUGCAGACCUCAAAGACAAACCUCCUGCUCAAACUAUUUUCUACUCAACUGAGCCACAGCGAUCAACUUGGAGAAAAUCUGUUUUUGCUAGUCAGUACAGCCUACUAGAGAAGACGAAAAUAACCAAAAACGAAAGAAGAAAAUGAAUUCUCACCAGAAUAUCUAUGCAGUUUUUUAAUCUUUGUUGAUCCUAACUACAUGACAAACCAAUGGGACAGGGAAAAUGGCACAUCACACCACCCUGUGAAUACAAGGAGUGCUUUAUAAAAAUUACUGAACUGUUACUUGUCGCCUGCUUCUCUUGUAUGCAGACGCCCAUCACAGGGCAUGUCUGUGAAUUAUGCAAAUGGACUUAAAAAAAGGAGAAAUGGUUCAGAACUAUAAUCUCAAAAUGUCUUUUGAAGUGUGAAAUUGAACUGCAAGAGCACUUGUUAGGUCUGACUGGAUCCCCUACUCAUUCUGCUGCAAGUUGGCUCAAUUUUGACCCGCAAGACGUAACCGGUAAAAUCCGGUUUAGGAUUUUCAAAAUAAAAGACCCGGAAGUAGUUCAUUAUUUCUUGCGCGGCCGGGUGCCAAAUGGUCCGCGGACCGGUGGUUGGGGACCACUGCCCUGGUGAAUUAAACUACAUUCUAAUUUGUAGAUAUGUUCUAGGGCAGGGGUCUCAAACUCCAGGCCUCGAGGGCCGCAGUCCUGCAGCCCUCGAGGCCUGUCUGUUCUAGGGUUAAAAUUGAACCCAAAGACAAAAGCAGAAGUAUAAUUGGUACUGCAGGGGAAUAAUUUUGAGUUGUUCAAAAAAAAAAAAAAAAAACGUACAAAAAUUACGCAUUGGAACAAAAAGUUGCAUUUUCAUUUUGACUUCCUGUCAGAUUAGUUAUUUUCAAGCUAUUGAGAAAUAAUGACUUUCUUACUCGGUAGAAGUCGAGGUAUGACGAAAGCAAUUGGAGUGGGCUGAGAGAAGAGGAAGUGUGUGGGUGGUGGUGGUGCUGUUGGUUUCAUGACAACAGCACAACACACUCAACAUGUCAAGACUUCAGUAUUGCGACUUGCUUUCUAGUGUAACAGGUGGCAUCAAUGAGUCUCAGAAGUCAUUCAGGUGGGUCUCAACCAGAUAUUUUAUUUUUUUAUUCUGGGGGAAGAAGGGAAAACAAAUUAACAACUUCUUCAACUCCCUCUCCCUGCACUCCAGCUCCACAGCAGCGCAGAACAACGCUCUCCACUAACAUUUGUUGGUUUCAUGACAGCAGUUUACACUCAACAUGUCAAGACUUCAGUAUUGCGACUUGCUUUCUAGUAUUACUGUCGGUAUUUGGAUAACAAAGCCAAGCUCUCUCAAAUUCAAAUAUGGAUUACAUUUAAGGUGCUUAAACCUUAUAAAAGCCUCUGAAAGAUUUGUUUUAAUAAGCUAACUGAUCAAUAAAUAGUUGAUUCAGUGUUUCGUAGUCAGGAGUAAUAAGCUGUUGGGUAUUACUUUAGGUCACUGCAGGCCUCUCACACAUCUGUCCAUACAUGGAAAUAGUGAAAUAUGUGUAGUUACAUUAUUGUACAUCUUGAAAGUGUACAAUGCCACCUGCCUUCAACUUUUUUAGCCUCUUUUACAUCUGCUAAAAAUGCUAAUAUCUUCGAAGGACAUUGUUAUCAGAAACUAUUUUUUGUACUUGUUAUGCUUCCAGUUGAUGCCAACGGUUUGUAAUAAAUGAUCACAUUUUUAAAUGUCA